Molecule: messenger RNA, 2499 nt
Organism: Leishmania braziliensis MHOM/BR/75/M2904
Lineage: Eukaryota; Euglenozoa; Kinetoplastea; Trypanosomatida; Trypanosomatidae
Exons: 1
Coding region: 1-2499 (832 amino acids)
Cellular component (GO): nuclear speck; U2-type prespliceosome; U2AF complex
Molecular function (GO): poly-pyrimidine tract binding; pre-mRNA 3'-splice site binding
Source: RefSeq, a predicted model, not a curated record
AUGGGCGACCGGGACGCAUGCAGCCACCGUGACUCGCGUGCCGACCGCUACGGCGACAACGAGGCCACAGGCGGUGGCGGCCGGUACAACCGGGCGCGCUACCGCCGUGACGACGCCGAUGACGAUGGCUGCGAUCCGUUCCGGCGUCCACCGCGGCAGCAGGGCGGCGACGAGGACUCUGGCAAGCACGACCUCCACGCCCGCCGGCUGCGCGGUCCACGCACCGAAGGCGGUGAUGGCGGCUAUGGCGCCCCGUGGCAGCAGCCGUUUCUUCCCUACAUGCACCACGGUGGUGGGGCCGGUAUGGACAUCCCCUACCCCGAAAUGAUGAUGCCGAUGAACACCCAGCAGGGCUUCCACAGUAAUGCUGGCGGAGGCAACUUUGCCCUUCCGUUCAUGAGCGGCUGCGCCCCCGGCGUGAUGCCGUUUGGCUUCAGCGGCGACCCGAUCCCUAAUGGCAACCAGAAUGCCUGCGGUGGCGGAAUGAGCUCCGAUCAGCUACUCCACUUUCUCCUGCAGCAGCAGCAGCAGCAGCAGUCGGUGUCGUCCUCGUCCUCGUUGCCGCCACGGGAGCGCAACGAGGAGCUAGGCGACAUGACGAGCGCGGGACCGAACUCGGCCCCCACGACAACACGAGUGCUGCCAUCGGUGGACGAGUUCGUGCCAGUGGUGCCAAAGAGUCUCAUGAACCUCGUCGUUGGGGGCGCCCCGGCCAGCGGUGAUGGCGGCGUGGCAGCAGCAGGCUCGGCCUCGGCACCGCAGCAGCAAUUCGGCAACGGACAAGGCGGGGCACUCGUUCUGUUGGAGGCGCCCAAGAUCGGGCCGGAUGCCGACCGCCGCGCGCGCGAGCAGCGUCGCGCACACGUAUCCGGCUUCCCGCUCGGCACUACGCGCGAGGAGCUGGAAGAUUAUUUCCAUGUGCUCCUGCCGGAGGUCCGUCGGCUACAGACGGAGCGCCAAAUCCGCGAGCUCGCUGAGAGAACCGGGCUGAUCAAGGAAGAAGGGGAGGAGGCGGUGCGGCACGUUCCGGCCACGGCAAAUCUCGCGAGCAUUGAUGAAGUGAAGAGCCUCAGCGUGAAUCCGGGAAGAGUCAAGUCUUUCAGCUUCAUCGAGCUGCGGCUGGCGGACAUGAUCGACGAGCUGGUGGGCCAGAGUGCCGCCGACCCACACCGGUUUCUCUUCAACUCGUCGGUGGAUGGCCAGACGUACCCGCUGAUGAUCCGACGGCCGCGCGAUGCGGACCCGCUGACGGGGGUGGACGAGUCCAAGGUAGUCCUUGUUGGCUUUCCGCCCUCGAUGCCAGAGGAGUCCAUCAAGCCCGUCUUCGAGUCCUACGGCAAGCUGCUGAAGUUCGAGCUGCGCAACGGCUACGCGUACGGCGAGUUCGCCGAGCUGCGGGACGCCACGGACUUCCGCGCAGAUGUGCACGGCGUCGUGUUGGGCAACAAUAUGGUCGUUGCCCUGCCGCUCUACGACUGGCUGAAGGCACUGCUGGUGCGUGAAGACAUCGAUGUUACGAUCGAGGACGACGAUCCGGUAUCGGGCAAGUACGUCAUGAAACAGGUGCGGGAGCGUCUGCCUGAGACGUCAGCGCUCGGUGGGGCUGGCGCGACCGGCGGCGUCGCGGGAGGGGACGCAGGGGCUGGCGGCAGCUCAGCACUCGUGGUCGUCUCCGAAGACCCAGAGGCGGCGUCGCUGCAGGUCAUGCGGGAGCUACUGGACAUGUCGUUCACUCUGCCCGACAUGCUCGGUCGCUUUGCCGUCCUCUACCCUCAUCUCCGCCCCUUGUAUGCCAACUCGCAGCUCACCGUCUUCGCCACGCCGGUGCUCGUUCUGCUGAACCUCUUUGACGAGGAGGAGCUGGUGUACGACAGCAAUUACUCCCAGCUGCUGGCAGAUAUCGAGGAGGAAGUGGAGAAGUACGGUCGCGUGAAGCGGCUUGUCGUGCCACGCCGCGAGGCCAGGCCGAAGCUACCCGAGGCACCGAAGCCCGGUGUCGACUACGACGAGGACGACGAGGCCGCCAAGGUGGCAGCCAUGGCAGCCUACAGUGAGGCCAAGAAGAACUUCGGCACGGAGCUCGGGCGCUACAUGACCAAGCAAACCCACCCCGUGUGGGGCGGCUACGGUCGUGUCUUUGUGGAGUACGAGACAGUGGACGAGGCGGCGGAGGCGCAGCAGCGGAUCGCCGGCAAAAUGUUCGGCGAGCGCACGGUCGUGACGUCCUUCCUCUUCCCUGACCUGUUGAAGGACACGAACGAGGAGGCGACGGAAUCGGAUGCACCGGAUGAAGAGGGGGACGGAGCUGGCGGCGAUGAGGCCAAGGAGGCGAAGGACGGAGAAGGCGACGGUGACGUCGCAGCAGCGGUCAAGACAGAGGGAGGAGAGAAUGAGCCACAUUCCUCCUCACAGACGCAGAACGCUGUAGAGGUAGUCGGUGAUGCACUUGACGAGGUAGCAGCUAAAACGCCGUCGCUGCAGGCGGAGGACAUGGACUGA